AUGAAUAUUGGUCCAGUUAGGGCAUUCAACCUUAUGAGAAAGAUUCGUGGUGGAUUUGAUAAGGUUGGAGUGACGUCUACUGAUUGUAAAAAUUUUAAAAGAGAUAUUAAUUUGUUCAUUAGAGAGUUUGAUGUGGAUAUGGCUGUCCAACGUCUUAUGAAGAAGAAGCUGUAUUUGCCGAAUUUUUCUUGUGAAUUUUAUUGUGAUGAAAAAGGUGCUCUUGCUGGAUUAUUUUGGGCUGAUGAAGAAAUGAAACUGAAUUAUGAGGUCUUUGGGGAUGUUAUGUCUUUUGAUGCUACGUUCCGUACGAACAGGUAUGACUUGGUAUUUGUUCCGCUCACUGGAAUCGAUAAUCAUCAUCACAAUGUCACGUUUGCUGGUUCUUUGUUAGCAUCUGAAACUGCUGAAUCAUAUAAAUGGCUUCUUCAAAGUUUUUUGAAGGCUUUUGGUGUUGCACCUAAGGUGGUUGUGACUGAUCAGGACGCUGCAAUGAAAAUUGCCAUCCGAGAUGUUUUCCCAGAUACCAGACAUCGUUUGUGUAUGUGGCAUAUAAUGAUCAAAGUUUCUGAAAAGGUUGGUACUGAGCUAUCACAAGAUGAGGUUUUUAAAGAAGAUAUAUGUGAUGUUGUAUGGACUGAUGCUCUUGAACCAGCACAGUUUGAGACACAAUGGUGUGAUUUAAUGAUUAAGUACAACCUUACUAGUAACAGCUGGCUGUCUGAUAUGUACAACCUCAGAUCAGAUUGGAUUCCUGCAUACUAUCGUCAUGAACAUAUGUCCGGUCUUAUGCGUACAACAUCUAGGUCUGAGAGUGAAAAUCAUUUUUUUGGUCAAUUAACCAACACAAAAUUGUCAUUAGUUGAGUUUUUGAGCCAUUUUGAUACUGCAAUGGAAUCUCAGAGGUUUAAGCGCAGCAAACGUGAUCAUGAUACCAGAUACACACAACCUCGCAUGAAAACCAAUUAUGAAUUGGAACUGGAAGCUGCAAAGAUUUAUACUCAGGGGAUAUUUUUUGAUGUUCAAGAAGAAAUUCGACUUGCUUGCAAGAAUUGUAUGUGCAGGCGUGAAGAAGAAGUUGGUGAUUCAAUUAAGUUUUAUAUUCUACAGGUCAAUCUUCCUGGCCUUCAUGAGGUUCUUUUUACUCCUAAGGAUAUGGUAAUUAAAUGCAGCUGCAACCGAUAUGAGCAGUAUGGUUUGCUAUGUAGGCAUGCCUUUUGUGUUCUUCGUCUUUGUGGUAUAAAGGAGUUCCCUAAAAAAUAUGUUAUGGGGCGUUGGACAAGAGAUGUUGUUCCAAAAAAGACAAAAGUUUCGAGUUUUGAUCAAAAUGCUGCUGGUAAUCAAGUUGAACGUGCUUCCAGCAUUGUGCGUGAGAUAAUGACUGCAACUGAACAUAUUGUUAACCGUCUUGUUACAAAUAUUGACCUGUUAUCGUCGUAAAGAGACCAAGUGAUCGAGUCGAAGUUGAAGUUUGAUUCUGCUGACCUUCCUGCAGAAUCACUUGACAAGAAUGCAAGAUUAGCUAAUAUUCUUCAUGCUGAUCAGCCAUGUUCAUUGUCUUCUGCUACCAUUCUUCCACCUAGUGGUAUUAGAAACAAGGGGUGUGGUUCAAACAAACGCUUAAAGUCUUUUCGUGAGGUAUCAUCUUCAAGAAUAUCAAAGAAAACUAAAACUAGAGGUUGUUUGAUAUGUGGAGGUCAUGGACAUAAUAGUCGGACUUGUAAGAUGAAGACUACUGUUGCUGAUUCCCAAAAGAGCAGUUAGUCGUGUGUCAUGGAAAUCAUGAUAUUUGGAUUUGUUAUUUUUUUCAUUUCAGUUUGGAUUUCUUGUAUUCUUAUUAUGUUUACAACAUUCAACCAGCACAUUAUUAGUUUUUGUUGAUU
Helianthus annuus (common sunflower) is the source of this 1880-nucleotide messenger RNA. Its product is annotated as protein FAR1-RELATED SEQUENCE 5-like. NCBI's taxonomy places the organism in Eukaryota, Viridiplantae, Streptophyta, Magnoliopsida, Asterales, Asteraceae. Gene Ontology annotation, biological process: regulation of DNA-templated transcription. Bases 1 to 1437 code for a protein of 478 amino acids. The transcript has 4 exons. The record is from RefSeq and is a predicted model, not a curated record. Gene Ontology annotation, molecular function: zinc ion binding.